GCCGCAGCUCUGUCAGCUCCAGCAGAACCACCCGUGAGUUAGAUCGAGCCCAGCCAAAGCCCCCGGUGCUUUGUCGCGGGUUCGCUCGCUAGCUGUCUCGAUCACUCCCUCCCUUCUACCCUCCCUUCCUCCGGGCGGCCGCGGCAACGCUGGAGAAGCGGCAAAGAGGAGUGGCCCAGCGCUGGAAGAAUGCUGCUCUGCCGAGGGGGCCGAACCCGAUCCAGUCUCCCCACGAUUUAAGUGGCACGAGCGGAGUCCAAGUAACCCAACUGCGAGUGUUGUGGAUCCUGCACCUGAACCGCUGGAGGCGCUGACAGAUUCGCCCACCGGAGCCUCCGGGCUUCGACAUGCUGGAGGAGCCCCGGUCUCGGCCUCCGCCCUUGGGCUUCACGGGUCUCCUGCUCUUGGCUUUGUUCAGUCGGGCUCUAAGCAAUGAGAUUCUGGGCCUAAAACUUCCCGGUGAGCCGCCGCUGACGGCCAACACCGUGUGCUUGACCCUGUCCGGCCUGAGUAAGCGGCAGCUGGGCCUGUGCCUACGUAGCCCCGACGUGACGGCGUCCGCGCUGCAAGGGCUGCACAUCGCUGUUCACGAGUGUCAGCACCAGCUGCGCGACCAGCGCUGGAACUGCUCGGCACUGGAGGGCGGCGGCCGACUGCCGCAUCACAGCGCCAUCCUCAAGCGCGGUUUCCGUGAAAGUGCUUUCUCCUUCUCCAUGCUGGCUGCCGGGGUCAUGCAUGCUGUCGCUACAGCCUGCAGCUUGGGCAAGCUGGUGAGCUGUGGCUGCGGCUGGAAGGGCAGUGGUGAGCAGGACCGACUCCGAGCCAAGCUGCUGCAGCUUCAGGCACUGUCUCGGGGCAAGAGUUUUCCACACUCACAGUCCAGCCCUAUCUCCGGCUCAGGGACCAGCCCUGGCCCCCAGGACACGUGGGAAUGGGGUGGCUGUAACCACGACAUGGACUUUGGAGAGAAGUUCUCUCGGGAUUUCCUGGAUUCUAGAGAAGCUCCACGGGACAUCCAAGCGAGAAUGAGAAUCCACAACAACAGGGUGGGGCGUCAGGUGGUGACCGAAAACCUGAAGCGGAAGUGCAAGUGUCACGGCACGUCAGGCAGCUGUCAAUUCAAGACUUGUUGGAGGGCAGCUCCAGAGUUCCGGGCCAUCGGGGCAGCAUUGAGGGAGCGGUUGGGCAGAGCCAUCUUCAUCGAUACCCACAACCGCAAUUCUGGAGCCUUCCAGCCCCGCCUACGUCCUCGUCGCCUCUCAGGAGAGCUAGUCUACUUUGAGAAGUCUCCCGACUUCUGUGAGCGGGAUCCUGCGGUAGGCUCACCAGGCACUAGAGGCCGGGCUUGUAACAAGACGAGCCGCCUGUUGGAUGGCUGUGGCAGCCUGUGCUGUGGGCGUGGGCACAAUGUGCUCCGGCAGACGCGGGUGGAGCGCUGCCACUGCCGUUUCCACUGGUGCUGCUACGUGCUGUGUGAUGAAUGCAAGGUCACAGAAUGGGUCAAUGUGUGUAAGUGAAGGUGAGCCUCACCUUGGGACUAAUGAAGAACACUGUGUGACGGGUGCUCCUUUUCAGCCCUUUGCUCUGAUUUCUGUCCAGGGAUAAUCGUGGUCCCUGGAAGCUCCAAGUAUCUACCUGGAAACAGCUUUGGGGGGGAGUAGGGUCUGGUGAAAUCUGCGAUGAGCAGCCUUCUGUGGGGGAAGUGGUCAUCAUAUUUUGUUCUUAAACACCUGAAUGGACUAAGAUGAAAUGUACUGUAUUGUUCCCCUCUUCUCACCUCUGGGUCUCCUGGGCCCAGAUGUAUACUCCUUUAGAUAGGGAGGCUGUCAUUUAGCCACCCACCUUCCUUGAAGGAUAACACUGGACGCUGUGUGGAGUCAUUAAGAUCUGUAUAUAGAAAGAGACCACCUCUUCCUAUUUGUGGUUCUCAAACUCCUCCACUACAACCCAGAAGAACCUCCUCUUGUGGGGCCAUGGGUGACAAUAAUGAGUGGCUUUCGGUUGGAAAAGGACAGACAACUGUCCUCAGAGGGCUGUCUUGUCAGGCUCCUAGGAAUUGUUCUCCUUCCACUCAGUUGUUGAGAGGGUCCCCCCAAAGGGAAGGUUUAGCUAUGAUCCAUGGAGGCUCUUUUUCCUUCUUCAGCAGGAAGGGUGGGAAUGGAUAAUUUAUUGUACUGAGACAUAUUCUUGGUUCCUGUUUGAAAUUAAAAUAAAUGAAGUUACUGGACUGGU
Myodes glareolus (Bank vole) is the source of this 2232-nucleotide messenger RNA. RefSeq names its product Wnt family member 10B (gene Wnt10b). NCBI's taxonomy places the organism in Eukaryota, Metazoa, Chordata, Mammalia, Rodentia, Cricetidae. Gene Ontology annotation, molecular function: frizzled binding; cytokine activity. Gene Ontology annotation, cellular component: extracellular region. The record is from RefSeq and is a predicted model, not a curated record. Gene Ontology annotation, biological process: canonical Wnt signaling pathway; neuron differentiation; multicellular organism development.